This is a messenger RNA of Vicia villosa (hairy vetch), 1220 nucleotides long. RefSeq lists its product as uncharacterized. The transcript is spliced from 4 exons. The coding region runs from base 220 to 870 and encodes 216 amino acids. NCBI's taxonomy places the organism in Eukaryota, Viridiplantae, Streptophyta, Magnoliopsida, Fabales, Fabaceae. Gene Ontology annotation, cellular component: endomembrane system. The record is from RefSeq and is a predicted model, not a curated record. Gene Ontology annotation, biological process: vacuolar proton-transporting V-type ATPase complex assembly.
UUAAAUAUAAAUUUUAAUCUAAUACAUCAUCUAUACUAGCAGAACCGCUGCGUUUCAUCAUCGUCAUCACUUGCAGAUUUUCAAAACACAUCUCCAUUUCCGUGUUUGGAUCAAACGCUUUUAAUUUCUCUGCGAUUUUUCACACAAAUCCGCUGCUUUGAAUCUAUCAGUAGCAAAAACCGCUGCGUCUCAUCAUCAUCACUUACAGAGAAACCACUAAUGCCUGCUGAAAACACCUCCAACCGGGUCGGGUUGGUCCUAUCCACCACCAAUUCCAUUCGGGUUUUCCUUUCCGGAGCCUCCAACGACCACACUCUCUCCUCUCAACACCGACAAACUUCCUCCGAUCUCCUCCUCCAAUCCCAAAUACCGUACGAGCCACUUCGCGCUGUCUGGAUCGCCUCUGAUCCAUCUACCAGACCCGAAUUGACCCCACUCCUAUCCGGUACCGCCUUUGUCUUCUCAAGCCCUAAACCCAGAGAAAAGAGUGAAGAAUUGAAAGCGAGGUUAAAAAAGUUGGAAGAUUUAGCUGAGAGGAAAGCAUAUAAGGAGCUUGUUAAGGAUAUUGCACCAAAGGAAGAUGUUCAGGAGCCUUUCUCUUCUUACAAAGAUCAAUUAGGAUUUGGUUUGCAUGUUAUUGUUACAAUGUUUACUGGCUAUCUUGUUGGAUUUGCAGCAUUUAGAGCUCUGUUUGAUCACAGUCCUGCCAUGAAUGCUGCUGGAGGAAUUCUUGGGUUGGUGGGUGCCAUGCUUGUUGAGACUUUUCUUUUCAUUAUUAGAAGUUCCAAUCCAGAUGGCAACAAAACAGGAAAGCCCAAUCAAAAAUCCAGAUCGUCCUUUUCCACAUCCAGUCUCAAGAAAAACCUAUAGUUACGAUCAAGAUGGUUUGUUUUUCAGUUAUGCAUAUAAUACCAAUAAUACAAAAUUUUAUAGUGUAGUUCAUUGUAAUUGUAAACACUUCUCUCAGUAAUAGAUAACUUAGAAAUGGCUGUUGCAUGAUUUAUCAUUAAGGGCCUUCCUGAAGGGUGUGAGUAUUGUGUCUGAAAAUUGCAUCUACAUGUACCUUGUACUACCAGAAGCUAUUUUGACCCAUCUAUGUGAUUUUUAGGACUAAGGUAGUUUUAUGCUUUGACCUCAACCAGAAAUGACUUGAAGAACAACUUACUAUCUUUCCCUGCAACACACUGAAUAAACUAGUAUCAAUUCUUUUUGAACUGACA